Molecule: messenger RNA, 942 nt
Organism: Symbiodinium sp. CCMP2456
Lineage: Eukaryota; Dinophyceae; Suessiales; Symbiodiniaceae
Source: the annotation of a GenBank genome assembly
GUUAGUGAGUGGUACAACAUCACUGGUGUCCUUUCAGGGUGGGCCAGACGGUUCGAUGCCCGCAGAGGGUUGUUUCACAGUGCUGCGAAUGCUGGAGCACAGGGUGCCAAAGACAAAUGUAUUGUCCACACCAUGGGCAAUGGCAACAUCCAGCUCAACUUGUGGUUCCCAACAGAAGAGGGGCUUCAACGAUUUGAUGCUGCUCUGGCUGUCAGUGCAGAGGUGUUUGGCAACCAUACCAUGAAAUUAGAGAGGAAGAAGGCACCACCUCCCACACCAGACCUUGCAGCUGUCUUCGCUUUGGACUACACCAAGGAUAAGGAUAGCCCGCAGCCAUACGCUACGUCAAAUUCAGGUGCUGGGGCAACCAUGGCGUCUGGUUUGCGCAAAAAGUUGCAGAACCAGCGGGUGGCCAUAACUGACGAGAUGACGUACAAGAACAUGCACAUCAUUCCAGCCGCCCUUUUAGGAGACGGCCGCAAGCUUGCUUGCAGAUGGCUGUAUCUGGCUGGCAGUGGAGAAUUCCACGACUGGUUUGAUGGUCCUCAAACAGCUCCACACAUCAAGGUGACAAUCGACAAGGAAACCCCUUCAAUGUAUGCGGGCGAAACAGAGUUCACUUUAAAGGUGGACACCUCAAGGGUUGGUUCCAUGGCAACCAUCACCAAACCGGUCUUGGCAGUAGACUCACCAGAUGGCACAGGCAAUGUGACAACAGUACACAUUCCGUCAGUUCAAGCUGACAACUUCAGAUUCGCCCUUAACUGGCGUGCCAGCUGUUUCGACGAGGCCUGGAAGAGAAAUGCAGCAGACCUGCCAGUGAACACCAAUGAUGCAGGAGGACAUGGAUGGUGGCACUGUGUGGACCUCGGUGAAGACCUCCUCUCAGCCAUUGAGGCUGCCAAAGUAUCUCUCGAAGAAGGUACUGACGAGGCAUGGUGA